This is a messenger RNA of Hypanus sabinus (Atlantic stingray), 818 nucleotides long. Its product is annotated as large ribosomal subunit protein uL23-like. Gene Ontology annotation, cellular component: cytosolic large ribosomal subunit; ribosome. Gene Ontology annotation, molecular function: structural constituent of ribosome; rRNA binding. Lineage: Eukaryota; Metazoa; Chordata; Chondrichthyes; Myliobatiformes; Dasyatidae. The record is from RefSeq and is a predicted model, not a curated record. The transcript has 5 exons. Gene Ontology annotation, biological process: translation; ribosomal large subunit assembly. The coding region runs from base 16 to 750 and encodes 244 amino acids.
GGUUAUGAAGCUCCCAUGCGCAUACACCACUUUGCCCAUGUCCAUGAGUAUGAUACUUUGCUUUCUGCUUUCCUGUACAGCCCUUCAAUAAAGCAACUCUUCAUUUUGUGUCAUGGGCUUCUGAACGCCCUGAGGCGGUUAACCAUUUUAACUACGGAUCUUGAAUUGGGAGGACUACAACUUCCACUCGGCCUUGCGCUCGUUGCGGCAGGACUCUCGCGAGACUUCGUGAAGCCGUGGAUUUCAGCCCGUGCAACCCCGUGCCCGCUCUCUUUCCCUAAGAUGGCUCCGAAGGUGAAGAAGGAAGCUGUCCCUGCCAAGACUGAAGCUAAAUCUAAAGCCUUGAAGGCUAAGAAGGCUGUUUUGAAAGGUGUUCACAGUCACAGGCGGAAGAAAAUUAGGACAACACCUACCUUCAGGAGACCAAAGACACUCAGAUUGAGAAGGCAACCCAAGUAUCCCAGAAAGAGUGCUCCCAGGAGGAACAAGUUGGACCAUUAUGCUAUUAUUAAAUUCCCUCUCACCACUGAGUCUGCUAUGAAGAAAAUAGAGGACAACAAUACCUUGGUUUUCAUAGUUGAUAUAAAGGCCAACAAGCACCAAAUCAAACAGGCUGUUAAGAAACUGUAUGAUAUUGAUGUAGCCAAAGUCAACACACUUAUCAGGCCUGAUGGUGAAAAGAAAGCCUAUGUACGCCUGGCCCCAGACUAUGAUGCAUUGGAUGUCGCUAAUAAGAUUGGCAUCAUCUGAUAUGUUUACAAGAAGACCUUUAUAAAUAUUGCAAUAAAAAAUUUAAAAGAAAGAAUUACUUUCAAUUA